ACCUUUCAGGAUAAGCAUUGAACAUCACAGCCCGAAACCAUUUCUUCUCCAUUUUCCAAAAUAUCCAAUCUCGAUACUUCCCCAUAACUAAAUUCCAUUUCUAACUUGAAAACAAUCAUGAUUCUGUUAGCACUUAUCUUCUGACUCUUUUCUCCUAUAUCUCUCAAUUCUUCUGAAUCUCACACCCUUUUCCAACACUCUUUUUCUUCUUCUUCUUCUCUUUAUUACCAGAGAAAGAAUGUCUGUUCUGGCUGCUGCGAAUUCUCAUAUUUUGUGCAGAGAAUUCUAUCAAAAAGAUAAUCGAACUCAGUUUUGGAGUAACGGGAGUGCCUUGCUUUUGCGAAAGAAUUAUGGGUUUUUGGUUGAUUUCAGAAACAGAGACUGGAAGAAAAUUUCGAGGAGGGACUUGGGAGGAGAGGCGUUUUGGACCAAUUUGGCCGGACCCACCACGGUUGAAAUGGAACCCAUUAACGACUCAAAUCACCUUGAUCAGAUUCUUACUCAUGCAGGAGAGAUUUCUCAGCCUAUUAUCAUCGAUUGGAUGGCUUCUUGGUGCCGGAAAUGCAUAUAUUUGAAACCAAAGUUGGAGAAAUUGAGUGCUGAAUAUGAUAGCAAAGUACAAUUCUAUUGCGUGGAUGUCAAUAAGGUACCUCAAGCUUUGGUGAAGCGUGGAAACAUACAAAAAAUGCCAACCAUUCAGCAGUUAUGGAAAGAUGGUGAGAUAAAAGAAGAAGUUAUAGGAGGACAUAAAGCAUGGCUCGUGAUUGAUGAAGUGAGGAAAAUGAUUAACAAGUAUCUGUAAUUAUCGAUUCGAUCCGAUCCUUCCUUCCUUCCUCACUUCUCUCUCUCUCUCUCUCUCUUCUUAUGUGUAAUUAUAUAUCUUUUUGUACUUGUACUCAAAUCCAUCCUAGGCCACCAAAAAAAAUGUAUAGUUUUACAUAUAUGAGAGGUUAAAUGCCAAAGCAUACGAACUUGUCCCCCACUCCCAACCCCCCCAAAGAAAUUGUACUUUUGGAAUAUGAAGGGCUUCUUAUCUUUUCCAUUUUAA
Molecule: messenger RNA, 1048 nt
Organism: Humulus lupulus (European hop)
Lineage: Eukaryota; Viridiplantae; Streptophyta; Magnoliopsida; Rosales; Cannabaceae
Product: thioredoxin-like 3-1, chloroplastic
Exons: 5
Coding region: 239-802 (187 amino acids)
Cellular component (GO): chloroplast stroma
Source: RefSeq, a predicted model, not a curated record